Cucurbita maxima (winter squash) is the source of this 764-nucleotide messenger RNA. Its product is annotated as ubiquitin domain-containing protein 2-like. The record is from RefSeq and is a predicted model, not a curated record. Lineage: Eukaryota; Viridiplantae; Streptophyta; Magnoliopsida; Cucurbitales; Cucurbitaceae. The coding region runs from base 80 to 427 and encodes 115 amino acids. The transcript has 4 exons.
AAGAAAGUUUAUAACCUCUCCUGCCUAAUCUUUCCUUCUAUCUGCCUGUGAAUUGAAGCUUCUGUUCUAGCGAGACGCAAUGGGCUGUGCUGGAUCGUCGCAGACCAACGGGGAAGGUUCCAUAAAGAAAAUACGCAAGCCAAAAUCUUGGAAGCAUCCUCAGCCAAUUACAAGGUUUCAGCUUGUGCAACUGCGGGAGGAGUUCUGGGACACUGCACCUCACUAUGGUGGCCGAAAAGAGAUUUGGGACGCACUACGAGCAGCUGCCGAAGCCGAGCUUUCCCUUGCGCAAGCCAUCAUAGACAGUGCAGGGGUAAUCAUCCAAAAUGCAGAUUUGACAAUCUGCUACGACGAGAGAGGCACAAAAUAUGAACUACCCAACUAUGUUUUGAGUGAGCCAACCAAUUUGAUUCGUGAUAGUUCAUAAAGAGGUAACCAUAACUUCAUUUCUGCUCUAGCUGAAAUCACACAGGUCUGAAUAAUGCUUGCUUUUAAAAGGUUUCAUUUUGGUCCUUGAUACAAAAAUACAUUAUUCAUUCCUCUAACUUUUUCUGUAAGUUGCUUUACUCUAAAUGGACAAAUUGCAACAUCCCUUUUCACAUUUUUUUGUACAAAAAAAACCCUUCAUUUCAUUUGGUUUAGCAGUGUCAUAAGUUACUUGAUUACUUGUAUAAAUUAAGAUUCGAUCUAGAAUGACUGAAAGUUUGAAAGCUCUGUGAUUGAUUGUCGUAUAGAGAGAAGAAAAAAAAGAGCAAUAUUGUGGA